UGUUGUGAAUUAAACUCUUAAGAUAAAAUGAAUAUUGAGGAUAGGAAUAAAAUUACCCAGCAUUUAGUAGAACUAAUAGAACUAACAAAAUUAGACAUACUGCUACCACGUUUACUGCAAAAAAGAAUUUUUACUGAAAGCAUGAUUGACAGAUUCAAGAAUAAGUUGGUCACAGAAAGAGAUAGAAAAAGAGACUUAUAUUUAGCAGUUCAAAAACGUGGUCCUACUGCAUUUACCUCACUAAUAGAGGCUCUCGAAGAAACUGCUCACUUUAAUUUAGCACGAUUGUUGACUUCAUCUAACGAUGAUAAUAACCAAAACUCUUCAUACAUUCUUAACAAUCAACAAAACAAUUAUGAAAGAAGUUUAUCUCAGACGUCUAAUAGUCCAACUGAGUGCGAACAAAAACGACUGGGGGCUGAAAUAGAUCACAGCAAUUUACUUGAAUUAUUUAAACAAAUGGACUUUAUUGGAGAGGAUUAUAUGAAUCUUAAUAUGCAUGAUAUACAAACCGUUGUAACAAAGUUUUCUUCAAAUACGGAACUAUUACAUAAAACUGACUGUUGCAUAGUUGUUGUAAUGAGCCAUGGAAAUGAUUUUAAAAGAGAUGGAUAUAUUUUCUCAUAUGAUCAUAAUCCAGAUAUUUAUCAUGGAUUACUGACUGUUUUAAUAACCGGCAAUGCCCUUUAUUACGUAAUAUACCUAAAAAUUUAUAUUUCAAUGUUGGGUGAUAUUUCAGAUAAUUCACUUAAUGAUGCACCUACUUCUAAAUUAGCUAAAUCUAUGGUUGAUGGAGGAUCAACUAUGCGUGCUAUGCCCACAUGUAGUGAUAUGUUAAUUUGUCAUUCCACAAUACCAGGGUUUCAGUCCUAUCGGGAGGCAGAAACUGGUACUUGGUACAUUAAUACAAUUUGUAAUAUAUGGGCAGAGAAUGCGUGUGAUACAGAUGUUGAAAGUAUGAUGAAGCAAGUUGCUGUAAAAUUCAGAAACUUUUAA
Molecule: messenger RNA, 996 nt
Organism: Ctenocephalides felis (cat flea)
Lineage: Eukaryota; Metazoa; Arthropoda; Insecta; Siphonaptera; Pulicidae
Product: caspase Dronc-like
Exons: 5
Coding region: 28-996 (322 amino acids)
Biological process (GO): proteolysis; regulation of apoptotic process
Molecular function (GO): cysteine-type endopeptidase activity
Source: RefSeq, a predicted model, not a curated record